Messenger RNA from Enhydra lutris kenyoni (northern sea otter), 2726 nucleotides. RefSeq names its product family with sequence similarity 222 member B. The transcript has 3 exons. NCBI's taxonomy places the organism in Eukaryota, Metazoa, Chordata, Mammalia, Carnivora, Mustelidae. The record is from RefSeq and is a predicted model, not a curated record. Bases 150 to 1838 code for a protein of 562 amino acids.
CGGCGAGUCCCGACGGCGGCGGCGGCUACUGAGGGGCCGGGCGUGGAGCAGCGGUGGCGGCGGCGGGCGGCAACGGAGCAGCCAUGAGGGCCGGGCCCAGUCACCGACAUGUGAGCGACUGCCCCAUGUUGUGUUGAUGCCAGUCUGCCAUGCUAGCCUGUCUGCCAGGGCCAGGUGACCUGUCCUUUCAGCUUCUUUCUCACACGCAGAUGAACACUGGACUUCAGAAAUGGGACACUACACAGAAAAUGAGAGCUGCUCACUAUCCUACCCCAGCCGAAUUGGACGCGUAUGCUAAGAAGGUCGCAAACAACCCACUGACUAUAAAAAUCUUCCCCAACAGUGUGAAGGUUCCCCAGCGGAAACACGUUCGUCGUACUGUGAACGGCCUCGACACAUCAGCCCAGCGCUACAGCCCCUACCCGACUCAGGCCGCCACCAAGGCAGGCCUGCUUGCCAUUGUCAAAGUGCCAGCCAAAAGCAUACUCAAGGACUUUGACGGCACCCGAGCCCGAUUGCUCCCUGAGGCCAUCAUGAACCCCCCAGUGGCGCCCUAUGCUACUGUGGCACCCAGCACUUUAGCCCACCCCCAGGCCCAGGCUCUGGCCCGCCAGCAGGCCCUGCAGCAUGCACAGACCCUGGCCCAUGCCCCUCCCCAGACGCUGCAGCACCCUCAGGGUAUCCCGCCAGCCCAGGCGCUGUCCCACCCUCAGAGCCUCCAGCAGCCUCAGGGCCUGGGCCACCCUCAGCCCAUGGCCCAGACCCAGGGCCUGGUCCACCCUCCUGCCCUGUCUCACCAGGGUCUCCAGCACCCCCCCAAUCCCUUGCUGCAUGGAGGUCGGAAGAUGCCAGACUCAGAUGCCCCCCCGAAUGUGACCGUGUCUACCUCAACUAUCCCCCUUUCAAUGGCGGCCACCCUGCAGCACAGCCAGCCCCCGGACCUGAGCAGCAUCGUGCACCAGAUCAACCAGUUUUGCCAGACGAGGGCGGGCAUCAGCACUACCUCAGUGUGUGAGGGCCAGAUCGCCAACCCCAGCCCCAUUAGUCGCAGUCUGCUCAUCAAUGCAAGCACCCGGGUGUCCACCCACAGCGUCCCCACGCCAAUGCCUUCAUGUGUGGUCAAUCCCAUGGAGCACACCCAUGCGGCCUCGGCCGCGCUGCCUGCCACAGGCCCUGUCAACCUGCCCACGGGCGUCUCUCGAGCCCCCACUGGCUACCCUAGCGACCUCAAGCCAGUCGCCUGGAACCAGCACCAGCUGGCCCACCUACAGCAGAUGUGCAGUGAGGCUGGUGGGACGCCGGCCCCUGGCCUGACAGGCAAGCAUGCAGCAGGACGCGAGUUGGCAGGGCCUGGCUUUGUAGGCAAGGCCCCUGCCUACCCGCAGGAACUCUGCCUGGCACAGUCCUUCCAUCUGAAGCCAGCCCUGGAGAAGCCAACCCCGUCCCCACCCAUCAACGGCCUGGCAGCCCCACUGGCCUACCCCAAUGGUCACUACUUCCAGCCCCUGUGGAACAACAUUCUGCCCACGCCCAAUAGCGACAGCUCGGGGUCUCAGGACCUCGCCAUGCCGUUCCAUGGUGGGCAGCCCACGGGUGCACCCCUCGACUGUGGGACGGCUGCUGGGGCCCACUACCGAGCAGGGACCGGGGGUGGGCCGGUGGCAAGCCAGAACAGCUUGAUGCAAACGGUGGAUUACCUAAGCGGGGAUUUCCAACAGGCCUGCUUUCGAGAACAGAGCCUGGCCAUGCUGAGCAAGGCCCACCGAGCCCCUGGCACCCGAGCCCCUGAUCCCGCAGAUAGUCGAAAUCUUCAUCUUCAGCACCCUGGGUAUAGAUAGGGAGCCCCUGGUGCCCUCCACAAGCUACACAUCGUACAGCACCCUCCUAGGUGUAGACUUACUUUUGAGUAAUUGGAUAGUUUCAAAAUUUCGCUGCUCCAGUGUGAUCAUUCUUAGAUGUCUAAGAAAGGGAAUUUGGUGGGAUCUAAUUGAGGACAGCAGGGGAUCCCCUGUGCCUCAUCCUCCCCUCCACCACCCCUAGCAACUUCUGGGUUUAUGUGAGGACCUGACCCCAGCUCCAGGCUUUUCUCUCUGCUGCCUCUCAUCCCUUGCCUUGGCCAUUUCCUACCAGGCACCCCAUCCUUUCUUGCACCUCUGCCUGUUUUCCUUAGGACUGAGGUGUGGGAAGGGGAAGGGGCCUGGGGGAGGUGGCUGUGGUGUGCAGCCCCUUCAGCUUGGCCACUCCCUGUCUGUCUCUGUCUCUUUGGGACUAAGAAGCCAGACUUCCCAAGUGCUCUGGAAGCUAAUUCCUUAUUCACCCAAAGAUCUCCAAUCAAAGCUGACCCAGUCUUCACCUCCUCUCACCCCUCUCCAUUCCUCAGGGCUUCGUUGUACACCUACGUUCAUUCCAGAGCCACUGCACUUGUCCUUGCUACACUCCUCAAGGGCACCCUGCAGGCACUUGGCCUUAUUAGCCUUGAGGCAUGGGAAGAUCUUUGUGCUGGUAUCUUAGUUCCUGACCACCCACCCCCUUCCAGCCCUAGAGAAAGUAAGGUGGUAGUGACCAAUCAGUGCAGCCAAAAUCCCUUUCUCACUGUUGUCUCUCCUUAAUCACCUGUUGCUCCCUCCCUGGUGCCCCUCCAGAAACCAAGCAGAACAAAACAGGAUGUUGAACUAAGUAGGUAAAGGGUGAUCACAUUGGAGUUCAGAAUUAAAAACACCCCCCCC